Molecule: messenger RNA, 1515 nt
Organism: Phaeoacremonium minimum UCRPA7
Lineage: Eukaryota; Fungi; Ascomycota; Sordariomycetes; Togniniales; Togniniaceae
Product: putative ammonium transporter protein
Exons: 5
Coding region: 1-1515 (504 amino acids)
Biological process (GO): ammonium transmembrane transport
Cellular component (GO): plasma membrane
Molecular function (GO): ammonium channel activity
Source: RefSeq, a predicted model, not a curated record
AUGACCGUGAUAGACGGCGUCGACCUCGACGCGCUUGACUAUAUCGUCAAGGUCCCCUACAAUGGAACGGGCGCAACGGGCGGUGACUCCCUUACGGAGGAUUUGAAUAUUUGGUAUGAGACCGGCGACAUUGCUUGGAUGAUCACUGCAACGGCACUUGUGUUGCUCAUGAUUCCCGGUGUUGGAUUCUUUUACUCUGGCCUCGCACGAAGAAAGUCAGCCUUGUCACUGAUCUGGCUGUCGGUUAUGGCUACAGCCGUCACGACAUUCCAAUGGUUCUUUUGGGGUUACUCCUUGACGUUCUCCCAUACUGCCGGACCCUACAUUGGCGACCUCGCGAAUUUCGGCUUCAAGGAUGUGCUUGCGCAGACAUCUGUGGGUUCUGCUCGCAUCCCUGAUCUCUUGUUCGCUGUGUAUCAGGGUAUGUUCUCAGCCAUCACUGUCGCACUAGCCACCGGAGCUGUGGCUGAGCGUGGCCGCAUGCUCCCAUGCGUCAUCUUCAUGUUCAUUUGGGCGACCAUCAUCUACGACCCGAUUGCCUGCUGGACUUGGAACCCGUCUGGCUGGUCGAACAAGAUGGGUGGGCUUGACUUUGCCGGUGGUACCCCGGUGCAUAUUGCUUCUGGAUCAGCUGCUCUAGCUUACUCCAUGAUGUUGGGCAAGCGCCGAGGACAUGGCACUCAUGAGCUGAACUAUCGUCCGCAUAAUGUCACCCACAUCGUCAUCGGAACAGUGUUUCUCUGGGUGGGAUGGUUCGGUUUCAACGCCGGUUCAGCUCUUUCAGCUAACAUGCGCGCCAUCAUGGCUGCGGUGGUCACCAACCUCGCUGCUUGCGUUGGCGGCAUUACCUGGUGUGUUUUGGAUUACAGACUGGAGCGCAAAUGGUCGACUGUUGGCUUCUGCUCUGGUGUCAUUGCUGGGCUCGUUGCUAUUACCCCUGGCUCAGGUUAUGUCCCUGCGUGGGCAGCCGUGCCCUAUGGUGUCCUUGGUGCCGCCUUCGCCAACUAUGGCACGAAGCUCAAGUUUCUCCUCCGCAUUGACGAUGCACUUGAUAUCUUCGCUGUCCAUGCCAUUGGUGGUCUCGUCGGAAACAUUUGCACAGCCUUCUUUGCGGCUGACUACAUUGCCCACCUGGACAACGUGCAGGUGAUUGCUGGCGGUUGGUUGAACCACCAUUGGGUCCAAUUGGGAUACCAGGUGGCCGACUCAGUCGCUGGCGGCACGUACUCUUUCGUGGGAACGUGUCUUAUCCUCUUCAUCAUGAACUUGAUUCCUGGGCUGCGCCUUCGUGCAACAGAAGAGGCCGAAAUUCUGGGCAUUGAUGAUGCCGAGAUUGGCGAGUUUGCCUAUGACUAUGUCGAGCUCACCCGAGAAGUGCUGAACGACGUCGAGAAUGACGCGGGCAGCCGGUUCUCCGGGGAAGAGCGGGGCUUUGAGGCAAGAGAAAAGAACAACGGCAUUCCGCUGAUGGACGCACGCAUGUUCGCCGGAGGGCAAUCGUCAUCUCACCAGUAA